CAUGGUAUUUUUAAGACAGGGAUAGCACAGCUCAGGUACAAGUCGAUUCGAUUCAAGAUUCAUAGAUUUAUGAACAAAGAUUCUCAGAUAGUCAUAUGAAUUGUAUCUUAAUAAUCAAAAUGAAGUUGAAUUUAUUCAUCUUUAAUAUAAGGGUAUAAUUUUAGGGCAAUAUUUGCCCUUUUGAACAUCAACUUUGCACAUUUUUAAAUAAAUGUUUGUCCCUCCAAAAUAUCCGUUAAUUUACCCCUAGGCCCUUGAGAAAGUUCACGUUCCAGGAAGGGAAAUGACAAGACUUUACUCUUGGAAAUUGUGCUGAAUUCGGGCCUGAAUUAAUGCAAUUCGGUCGUUAUUAGAUAUUCCUUUGAGGCAUUUACUUUAUUUUCCGUGAAGAACACUGUAAAUAUCUAAUUCGUGGAGCAUGGAAUGCAGAAAGGUACAUAUUCUGCCCACAAAAGAAAUUCCUGCAGCGGUCUGUUCUUUUGUAGCAGAAAGCAGCCGAAGUGCCAUCGCAGCCAGAGGUGCUUUCUACCUGGGAGUUUCGGGAGGAAGUGUGGCGAAGUUCUUGGGAGACGGACUGCCUGAAAUUGGUGACCUGCAAUGGGAUAAAUGGCACAUCUAUUUCUGCGACGAGAGACUCGUUACAUUCGAUCACGCAGACAGUACAUACAGAAUAUAUAAGGAAAAGUUGAUCGGAAAGACUAGUCUACCUGGAAGUCAGCUGUAUGCUGUCAAACCUGAACUGCCUGUGGAUGAAGCAGCCAAGGACUAUGCAGAGAUGAUCAAGAAAGUUCCAUGUGCAGAAGGAUCCCCUUGGCCUGUAUUUGAUCUUCUUGUGUUAGGCAUGGGCCCAGAUGGACAUACAUGCUCACUCUUUCCUGGUCACAAAGUUCUUGAGGAAACAGAAUUAGUAGCUGCCCCGGUCUCUGAUUCUCCCAAGCCCCCUCCUUGUCGUGUAACUUUGACCUAUCCAGUCAUCAAUGCAGCCAGAAGUGCCAUGUAUGCAUCCGCUGGGGCUGGCAAGGCAGCUAUACUUCAAAGAGUUCUUGAAGGCAAUGAAGAUCCCCCUCUGCCUGCUUCAAGGGUAAAGCUAACGAAUGGAGUUGUACACUGGUUUAUAGACCAACCAGCUGCAGCAGAGCUAAAGGCAUCAUAUUGAAAAUGAGAGUACUUCUAGGGGUGUUUUAUGAAGUUGUGUGUUGGUUAAGAUGGACUUUUUCAAACGACUAGAGUAUGAGGUGCCACGAGAUUAGACUUCAAUAUUUCAUGAUAUGUUAAAAAACAGUGUGGCAGAGCUGCCAACCUAAAUUGUAAAAAAAAUUCUAUGUUUUUAAUGCUAUUUUCAAGCCUCAAAUCCUACUUUUCUUUAAAAUUUUGAAAAGCACAUUGCAAGUUUCAAAAAUCCUAUCUCUAGGGUAAAAAUCAUUUUUAGUGUCCCUUUCAUCAUCCUACUGAAUAGGAUAAAAUCCUACUAAUUAGCAGCUCCAGUGUAGGGUAUCUUGAGAUAUCUGUGCCUAACUUGUGGGUAACUUACAAACAAAUUCAUGAAACAGCCCCAAUGAGUGUCAGAUAGUUGAUGCCAUUGGUAUCCAAAAUAGCUUUCACCAAGGACCAAAAUUCAAUACCAGUGGUUCUGGUUGUAAUCACUGUAGUGCAAGAUAGAACUAAUGAAAGAAAUCACUUUUAGUUCUGAACACAAACUGCUGAGCUACUAUGUUUAUGUAGUCGGUAUUUAGCCCUCGAGGUAAACGUGAAGAAAAGUCGAGUUAUAAUAGUGGAUUGAAAAUACUCAUGGGGCGAUAUGAUUCCCUUUUGUAAUUGUAAAACAUUAUAUGUCAAAUGCUCGGAAUCCUCAAGCUUUUUGUAAACAUUAUGAAAAAGAAAAUCAAUCAACCAGAGAACAAUAAAUAGAUUAAGGUGUAACAUUGAGGGAUGUAAAAGAGAGAUAUAUUAACAGGUAAUUGGAACUUUUUAUUCAUAGUUUCCUAUAGACUUAAAGAACUGCUUACUUGAACAAUGAAUUGUAUAUUUUGUGUUACUUGACUUUCAAAAUUCGAUUAUCAUUGCAUUUUUGGAUGGAUGCUUCAACCAAGGACCCUAUGAAGCAGUUUUAUCAGUGAUUUCUCACUGGAUAGGUUUUGUUAUGAUCAGUACUACUGUAUGCAUGUGAUAGCUGAAAGCUGUUUUCACUCAUUUGUUAUUUGUAAUACUAGUUAUAUAGCGCCGUCUAUCUAAACAUUUUAUUUUGAGAAGCACGAGAAAAUUUGUAUAGAAAGCAGAAAGUUUGGAUUAGUGUCACAAUGCCAAGCACUGUUCAUGUUAAAAAGAAAAGACUUCAGUUGGAUUUGAACUUCUUUAGUGACGAUAAGAGCAAGUUACAAGAUUAUAGAUCUAGAAGCUAUCCACUAGUACUUUGGUGGGAUAUUUUGUUUAUAUUAGUGGGAGGUGUCCCUUGGAACGUUUUAUGAAAGGACCUGUCAAAUGUGUCAUCCGACAAGUCCUGUUUUAUCAGAUAGUAACCAUAGAGUGUUUCUCAGACAAUCAAGAAGAAAUUGUCAGAUCUGACAACUUGUCUGGUGAAAAUGUUGAUAAAACACUCCCCUAGUGCCAGCCUCUCAAAAUUUCUUGAUUUUAUAAUCAUAAGUUUCUUCCAUGAUCUAAUCAUAUGCAAACACAAAUAUCAUAAUGUAAGGAAAGUGUACAAUAAGAUGUUAAUAUUAUGUCAGAUAGUUUUAUUAGAUAUAUGAUUAUGUACAGUAUGCAGAAUGAGGAAAACACAUUUGCAAUAUUGGGCAGUACAUGAAAAUUGGACAAGUUUGACUUGAAAGAAAAUUGCUUUAUUUGGUUGUUUUGUUUGUACAUGUACUUUUUGUAAAUGACUUGAUUAAAUAAGAAAGAGCUUCUA
Molecule: messenger RNA, 2902 nt
Organism: Lytechinus pictus (painted urchin)
Lineage: Eukaryota; Metazoa; Echinodermata; Echinoidea; Temnopleuroida; Toxopneustidae
Product: 6-phosphogluconolactonase-like
Exons: 4
Coding region: 419-1156 (245 amino acids)
Biological process (GO): pentose-phosphate shunt; carbohydrate metabolic process
Molecular function (GO): 6-phosphogluconolactonase activity
Source: RefSeq, a predicted model, not a curated record